Molecule: messenger RNA, 3735 nt
Organism: Balaenoptera acutorostrata (minke whale)
Lineage: Eukaryota; Metazoa; Chordata; Mammalia; Artiodactyla; Balaenopteridae
Product: vigilin-like
Cellular component (GO): nucleus; cytoplasm
Molecular function (GO): mRNA binding
Source: RefSeq, a predicted model, not a curated record
AUGCCUGCAAACCUGUUGAGGAGAUCUUCAGGACAGCCAAGUAGAUACAUUCAAAAAGAUAAUGAUGUUACUGCUUUAAAUUCAGAAGAGGAUCUUGACACUCCAACCUCCAAAGAUAAAUUCACUGAACUCCUAGAGAAAACAAGUUGGUUGGAAAAUGCUCAGAAGCCUGCUGCAUCCUCAAGCAAUAAUAGUCAACUUAUCAUGACAUCAGUCAUCACUCAAGGUUUUUAUGUGCCUCUGGAGGAGAAACAAUAUGUGAAUCUGUUUGAGGAAGGUACACAAGCAAAAUUCUAUCUAGACAUCAUGCAAAGAACUGGUGCCAACCUAGAAAUAACUUUUGUCAAAAACCAAGGCCUCUACAUUAUAGUCUCUGGUAAGCCAGAAUCUGUCAUGAAAGCUCAGAAGGAGAUUUUUGCAUGUUUUAAGAAACAAGUUUUAACUACAGCUUCCAUUCCCAAAGAACAUCUUUGCUUUGCUGUAGGCAAGACUGGCGAAAAACUGCAAGACCUAGAACGAAAAGCUGCAACCAACAUUCAGACCUUAUGCCCAGUUAACCACAGCACCUGGAUCAAUACUGUUGGCACCAAAGAGAUCAUGAAAAAGGCUCCACAUGAAGUCUUACUUAUGUCUACUGAACAAGACAAGUGUGCUGAAGAAAGGUUAGAUGUGGGAAAAGCAUUUCAUCCUUUCAUUGCUGGACCAUGCAAUAAAACUUUUGACAGAAUCCUACAGGAAAUGGAGGACCGCAUCCACAUCUCACCAUCUAGUGCCAAUCAGACACAAAUAAGCUUUCCUGGAAAAAAGCAACAACUAGAUCAGGAUCAGGCUUGCGUAAAGAAGAUUUUUGACAGUACUACAGAGAAAACCACAUCCAUAGAUGUGGAGAGGAAGUUGCAGUACAUGUGCAUAGGUCCCCAGAAUAAUUCCAUCCAGGAGAUACUGGAAAGAACUGGAGUUUCUGUGACAUAUCAAUGUAAGCUUGAAAGUUUAAGGAAGGCAUUUACUGAAGCCUACUCAAAUACCAAAGUUUACACUCUUUCCUCUAUCUCUGUACCUUCCUGGCUUCACAGAUUUGUUAUUGGUAAGAAAGGUCAUAAUAUAUCUACAAUUACUCAGAACAUGCCAAAAGUUCGCAUAAAUUUUACUGGAGAAGGUAAAAUUACAAUAGAAGGGCUGACAGAAGAUGUUAAUUAUGCUAAAGAACAAAUUGAGUUCAUAGUAAAAGAUCUAAUUAACAGGAUGGAUUAUGCAGAGAUUAAUGUUGACUAUAAGUUUCACAAACUCCUGACAGGGAAGAAAGGUGUUAUCAUAAAUGGGAUUAAAGAAAGGAAUAAAGUUUCUGUGCUAAUCUCACCUGAAAAUGAAAAGAAUAAUUGGAUCAGAAUUGAGGGGGAAUCUCAGGGUGCCCAACAGGCCAAGAAAGAACUUCUUGAAAUUGCUUCUCAUUUAGAAAAUGAGCACAAGGACUUAAUCAUUGAGCAAAGAUUUCACCACGCAAUCAUUGGGCAGAAAGGUGAAUGGAUACAUGACAUCCGUAAGAAAUUUCCAGAGGUUCUAAUUACUUUUCCUGACGCAGUACAAAAAAAAACUGACAUUGUCCAACUUAGAGGACCAAAAAAUGAAUUAGAAAAAUGCAUAUAAUAUUUGGAGAAUGUGGUGACAGACAUUGUAGAAAGUACCUAUUCCAUAACUAUUCCCGUCUUCAAAAGGCUUCACAAAAAUAUCAUUGGAAAAAGAAGUGCAAACAUCAAAGAAAUCUGUGCAGCAAGCAACACCAAAAUUAAUCUUUCAUCAGCAAAUAGCGACUCAGAAAAUAUUGCCAUCAGUGGAAAGCCAGCAAACUGUGAAGUGGCUCGUGAUUUGAUUCUUUCAAUUCAGAAAGAUAUAGCCAAUAUUUCAGAACUAGAAAUUUCUAUUCCGUCCAAUCUACACAAAUCCUUUAUUGACUCUAAAGACGGUUUGAUUGGUGCAGUCAUGGAAGAAUGUGGAAGUAUCCAUAUCCACUUUCCAAAAAACAACUCGGGACUUCAACAAGUCAUUAUUAGGGGACCUGACCAAACUGUGGAGAUGGCCAAGAAAAAGCUGCUGCAACUAGUAGAAGAGCAAACCAAGAGUUAUUCUGUGGUCCUCCAUGUCAAGCCAGAGUAUCAUAAAUUCCUCAUGAGUAAAAAUGGAGGCAAUGUUCCCAAAGUCUGUGAAGAGACUAGAGCAUGUAUCGUUUUCCCUAUCCCUGAGGAUAAGGAUCAAGACUUGUUAACUAUUAUAGGGACAGAGAAGGCUGUCAAAGAUGCACAAAAGAAACUAGAGGGUUUAAUUACAAACCUAGAUAAUGUGGUAGAGGACAACAUACUGAUAAAUCCCAUGUAUCACCAGCACUUUUUUAUGCAAAGGGGCCAGGUGUUACAGGAGAUGAUUGAGGAGUAUGGUGGUGUGAUUAUUAACUUUUCAUGUUCAGGAAAACAGAGUAACAAAGUCACAAUCAAAGGAGCAAAGCCUUGUGUAGAAGCUGUCAAUAAACAUACUCAAGAGAUUAUUGGGGACUUGGACAAUGAAGUCGCAACAGUAUGUGUUAUUCCCCAGAAGUUCCAUGAUUUUUUCAUGGGACCAAUGUGUUCUCGAAUCAGACAAAUCGCUAGAGAUUAUACUGUUCAAAUCAAAUUCCCAGAUAGAGAGGAGAUUUCACUUACCAAUAAACAGCCAGUUGUUCUAGAAAAUAAGGAAGAAAGGGAAAAGAGCACUACAGGAGCUGCUUCUAUUUCCCCAACAAAAUGUGACACCAUAUUUAUCUCAGGCCAAAAGGAAAAGUGUGAAGCAGCCAUGGAAGCCCUUAAGGCUUUAAUUCCUGUCACUGCUGAAGUAAAUGUGCCCUUUGAUCUACAUCAUUACAUCAUUGGUCAGAAAAGAAGUGGGAUACACAAGAUAAUGGAUGAGUUUGAAGUUAAUAUACAGGUAUCAGCACUUGAAUUCGAGUCUGAUAUCAUUUCCAUCACUGGCCUUGCUGCAAAUGUAGAACAAUCCAAGGUUAGAUUACAAGAACAAGUCAAGGCUUUACAAACUGAAAUAGAAGAUCGAUCAUUAAGAAAUUUCAGACUCAAGUUCACAGUAGACCCCAAAUAGUACCCCAAGAUCAUUGGUCGAAAGGGGUUAGCUAUUGCUCAGAUUUGUUUAGAGCAUAAAGUUACUAUCUAUUUUCCAAGUAAAGGGAGCAAUGAGAUACAAGACAAAAUCACAAUCAUUGGAUAUAAAAAAAACACCAUAGCCGCUUGGGAUACAAUAAUGGAAAUGGUGCAAAAGUUUGAAAAAACAGUUACUAAGCAAAUUUCACUAAACAAUCGUGUUCAUGGCCACAUUAUUGGAUCCCGUGGAAAAGCCAUUCAUAAAAUCAUGAAUCAAUUUCAGGUCGACAUCUCUUUCCCUCCUAGAGGAGUCCAAGAUGCAAACAUCGUCACUGUGACUGGACUCCCUAACAAAGUCACAAAAGCAAUUGAUCACAUCCUCAGUCUUGAGGAAUAUUUUAUGGCUGUUGUUCCAAAGCAUGAGUCACAGAAGGAGCAUAUGAAGAAGGUCACUCUGUGUGAUUUAGUCUAUACUCCAUCCAAGAGUUUUGCAGAAAAAUAUGUUCCCUGUACUGCAAACACCAUUCAAAAGAUCCCUGACAUGAACAGCUCUGAAGAUUUUCCCAGCUUGGAUCCUCAAGUGAACCCUAAGACUCACCCUUGGAGAUGCAAAUAA